AUGGAUAAUAAAACUAAACUGAUUAUGGGAAAGUUCGAAAAUGAAGAUGAAGAAAAAAGAUUGGUUGAAAUGUGCAAUGAGAAUUUAGAGGAGAGUGAAUUGAGGAAGAGAAAAGGAAAUGAUAAAACGGAAAGUGGUUCAGAUAGAAAAGGAAAUGAUAAAGCAGAAAGCGGUUCAGAUAGAAAAGGGAAUGAUAAAGCAGAAAGCGGUUCAGAUAGAAAAGGAAAUGAUAAAGUGUAUAAAAGGGAUGAAAAUAAUAAUAUAGUAAGAUCCCAUUUUUUUGUAAUGUUAAAUAAUGUAGGAGGGUUUAUAUGUCCUUUAUUUCGAAAUGUAUAUAAUAUGAUAGCAUCAUGUUUUAAUUUGGUAAGUAGUUAUAUAUUAAGUUCAUGUAAUAAAAACAGUUUUAUAGUAUAUUUUGAAGAAAAAUAUGGAAAAAAUCAUGUAGAAUUUUUUAAUGGAACUCUUAAAGAUGCAAUAAAUAAAUCUCAAAAAGAAGACAAAUUGUUACUUUUAUAUUUACAUAUAGAUAAUGACGAAAGUGAAUAUUUUUGUAAAAACAUUUAUACAAACAUUGAGAUUAUAUCAUUUUUUGAAAAUAAUUGUAUAUUAUAUGCUCAAGAUAUUAGCAAACAUCCAUUUAUUGAAUUACAUGAUAAAAUAAAUAUAUAUAUGUUUCCACAAAUUAGUAUAUUAUUAACAUAUGCAUCAAAUAUUAAAGAAUUGUCAGUAAUAUAUGGGCAACCAAGUGUUAACGAUAUUAUACAAUCUAUUAUUGAAUGUAUUGAAAAGGCAGAUGCUGAAAAAAAGAAAGCGGAAAAAAUAAAAGCAGAAAAAAUAAAAGCAGAAAAAAAUAUAUUAGCAGGACGAAAUGUAAGUGAAACGGUUUAUAGGGAUAGACUAUUAAGAGAGGAACAAGAUAGGGAAUAUCAAGAAGCUUUAAAAAAAGAUAAAGCAAUUUUAGAAGAAAAAAAAAAAAAAGAAAAUGAAAAAUUAUUAAAAAUUGAAAAAAAAAAAAAUUAUAUAAAAGAUAUAAAAAAUAAACGAAAUGAAAAAAGUAAAAAAUUUCCACUAAAUAUUGAAUCUAAUGAUAAAAUUACAAAAAUAUUAUUAAGAUUACCAAAUGGAAUAAAAGUUCAAAAUCAUUUUAGUAACAAUCAUACAUUAAGAGAUAUAUAUGAUUGGGCAGAAUGUUGUGAUAUAUUAGAAUCUGAUCAAACAAAAAAACAAAAUAUUCAUAUUCCAUAUAAAUUUGAGUUAAUAUGUGGGCAUACAAAAUAUGUUUUAAAAAAUUCGACAGAUCCAAUUAAAGAUUUUGAUUUAUACCCAAAUGCAGUUCUUAAUAUGAAAUCAUUAGAUCAAUCUGAUAAUGAAGAGUGA
Molecule: messenger RNA, 1377 nt
Organism: Plasmodium yoelii
Lineage: Eukaryota; Apicomplexa; Aconoidasida; Haemosporida; Plasmodiidae
Exons: 2
Coding region: 1-1377 (458 amino acids)
Cellular component (GO): endoplasmic reticulum
Molecular function (GO): ubiquitin binding
Source: RefSeq, a predicted model, not a curated record